Gambusia affinis (western mosquitofish) is the source of this 2151-nucleotide messenger RNA. Its product is annotated as tectonic-3-like. The transcript has 14 exons. The record is from RefSeq and is a predicted model, not a curated record. Gene Ontology annotation, biological process: cilium assembly; smoothened signaling pathway. NCBI's taxonomy places the organism in Eukaryota, Metazoa, Chordata, Actinopteri, Cyprinodontiformes, Poeciliidae. Bases 288 to 2060 code for a protein of 590 amino acids.
AAAUGUAAUGUGUUUAUUCGUGUUUUACGGUAGCGGUUACGUAAAACGGAAGUUGGGACGACAACUUCCUUGGUGACAAGCAGCUUGCUUGGAGAUGGCUGGUUAGCAUGUAGCUAAUUGUUACUUCGGAAGAUAUUUUCUGAAAUUUCUCAAUUACUAAUAAACAGAGUCCAUGUUUGGCGUUAUGGGUGUAGUGGAAACUAAACUGUGAAACUAACAUUGUUUUUACAGCUGAUUUAACUAUUUAGCUCCGGAUCCGUUCACCGAACCAUGUCUCCGCUAGCCAAAUGAUUAUUAGCCGUUUGAAUUCACUUCCCGUCCUCCUCCUGUAUGGACACUUGGCUCUUUCAGCCACAGAUUCUGACUUUACCAUCUCCAGCCAAACAAAUGGAGGCCCUUUCGGUUCACCCACCCCGGCUCCGGGAGUUUCGGGGGCCACAGAGGAAGGCACUCUUUAUCCCACUUUGGGCACAGAAACUCCGUCUCCAACCACCGACCAAACUCGGAUGUCAACACAGGGUGACCCACAGAUUUGUCUCUGUGAUCUAACUCCUGAUUUCUGCGACAUCGGCUGCUGCUGUGACACAGCUGAUUGUGAUGUUGCCAACCUAUCCACCAUCUUCACCGGCUGUCCAAAAGAAGACGUGAAACAAGUUUGCAUCGAAAAAUGGCUGAUGUUCAGAGCCAACGUGGAUUCAUCACUCGUCACGGUGACGGACACAUUGUUUUGUGUUCAGGCAGAAGCAGCAGAGCCGCCGUCUCUUCCUGCUGUGACUCGGUAUCCAUCGUCAGGUGAUGUCUACCAUUUCUCACCUCGAGAAUAUCCGAUCCCAGAAUACAGGAGACAUUUUCACCAGGUUGAUGAUCUUAUCCAGACGUUUUGGUACAACUUCUCAGUGCAAGGCCUCCUCCAUCAGCCGGCUCCGGGUGCCGCUUCUUCCUUCUGCUUCAACCGUAACCCUGCCAAGUUUUUGAGAUCUACGUCGCUGUCUUGCACCCGGAUGGUGACCUCUCAGUCCUGCACCACCGAUCCGGAUCUCAGCUCCAGCUCUUACUAUUUUAACAUGAGUCUCGUAACGGUUCCAACAACUGACACCAUAAAACUAACAUCGGAUCUUUUGGUCCCUGUUACUCCGCUGUCUGACUGGCCUGCACCUGUCAAACAAAACGGCUUUUGUUUAAAUGUUGUGAAAACGGUAGAGUUUUUGGUUUACUACACACCCAGAGGGGAGCUGACGAACGCAUCCAUCAACUUCACCCUGACUGACGUCCCUCUUCAGCAGCUCGUGCUCCAGACUCACUCUGUAGAAUUUCAUCAGGACACACCCAGGCCCCCUCCUGAGAAACCAAAACUACCUGCAGUUGGACUGAGAGCGGGAUCUGCCGUCAUGGCGCUUAUUAACGGAGAAAUGCAGACGUUGAAGUCACUUGGAGUUUCAGAAGCUGGCAGGUGUUCCUCUGAUCCCAGCAGGCUAUCGCCCGUCCUCUUCACACACAACACCAUCAAUGGCUGCACAUUCAGUUCUGAAACUCAGAAUUGCACUGAGCUGCGUUCACAGAUUUAUGAGAUCUUCCGAGGAUCCACUGCUCCAGAUGAGAUCGCCAUGAACUCGGGCCUCCAACCGAACUGGACGAGAGUCCUGAUACAGGACUGUCAGAUCGAUCCGCAGGAGUCAUGUAAAUCUGGCUGCGACCUUCCUGUUUCUUUCUCCAUCCAAAUUGUUUGGGCUCGUCAGGGAUUCAUCGAGGUUCCUCAGAACUACAUCCUGGGAGCCAAAUUUCUCUUCCGCUGUCAAAACGUCCAGUGUCCGUUAUCAUCUCCUCUCACCCUGACGGCCAAAGCCACGUUCGUAGAAACCACCGUUUACCCAGAAGCCCCCAGAGGGGUUCCUCAGCCUCACUGGAGGUUUCCGUUCGGCUUCUUCACGAGAGGCGCCGCGGAGCUGGACGGCCAUCUUGACACGAGCGGCAGCAGCGCUGAGAAGGUCUCAUGGAGUUUAAUGGCGUUCCCACUGUUGCUGCUAUCAGAGUUAGGAUUCCUCACGUUACAGAAACUUUGAAAUAACAUAGAAAUGUUUUAAUUGUGCAGCUAUUUUUCAAAAAUAAAACACUAUUUUACAUAACAAAUGCACAGAAGAGGAUUAGGGCUAA